AUGGCUUCGGAAGCAGAACCGGUCUCCGACGCAGCAUCUCGGGGUCCUCCUCACGGCGUGAAAGUGACGCCCAUUCCUCCUCCACAUAUUCCCUUUCCCACGGCUGCUUCCUCGACAGCUGCUGCGACGGCCACAUCCAUAGCAGCACCAACAGUAGCAUCGCCCAUGGCGCUGGCUGCUGUAUCCGACGAUGGCUCGCCGGCCGAGACGGCUGUACCGCCGCAGUCUCUGCUCUCGACCAUUCCCCAGAAGCGCGCUCUCGGCGACGAAGACCACACGCCGGCAGUGCGAUCGCCACUCAAUCCCGACUCGCGAGCCACGCCCGACGUGUCCGUGGUGGCGCCGGCGCGCGAGAAGCGGACCAAGAAGGACUCGCUGAAGAAGCGCGAGUCCAAGAGCUCCGAAGCAUCACGAGCCACGCCCGAGCCGAGGCGCAAAGAGAACAGUUCGGGCGCAGGCGGUGGUGGUGGCAGCGGCAGCAUCCACAGCAGCGGUGCAGAGGUUGUGGAUGGUAGCACACCCAGCGACGGACUGCCAGUGCGGGUGCGUCUGGCGGUGCCGCUGCGGCCGAGCGACUUUGACCAGCCGGCGAGCCCCAUCUUCCGCAGCCAUCACAGCGCAGAGGUAGCCAGCGGACAGGAGGUUGAGUUUUUCGAGCUGUUUACAGAGCAGCCCAUCAACCGUAGAGGUUACGUCUACGAGAGCGGCAUCGCCGACCCGCGGUUCCCGUCGAUCAACUACUUCCGGCAGACGGAGCCCAAGCCGCACUAUGCGCACUUCUGCUUUGAGGACGCUCCGGCAGGCAUGUUCUUCGACCAGUCGGGGCUGCAGGUGAACGGCGACGCAGGCUUCCGGACGACACGGGCCAACGUGGCAGCACGCCAGGGUCGGUGGUACUGGGAGUGCAAAGUAACGCGGGGCAUCGUGCGGCAGGCCAAGGCUGGCGAGCCAGACGCGCGAGGACAUGUGCGCAUGGGUUGGGCGCGGCGGGAGGCGUCGCGCGAUGCGCCGGUGGGCUAUGAUGCCUAUGGUUACGGCGUGCGCGACCGCAAGGGCCAGAAGAUGCACAUGUCCCGGCCCAAGGACUGUUUCCUGGACGACGAGGACAUUCGCGAGGGCGACGUGAUCGGGCUAGAGAUCCAGCUGCCGUCCGAGGCGCUGCACCGCAAGACAGACGGCCGGAAUGGCGACACGGCCGAGGGGCCCAACGUGCUUCGAGACCGCAACCCGUUCCGGUUCCAGACGUCGAAGCUGGUGUUUGAAAAGUUUGACUAUCUGCCAAUCAAGGAGCUGGAAGACCUGGCCAACGCAGCACCGACGCUGUCGACGUCGUCGGCGGGUGCGAUAGAGCCGCCGAAUCCAAACCACGCAGUACCGUGUCUGCGGACGCUGCCGGGGUCGUUUGUGCGGGUGUACAAGAACGGGGUGCUCCAAGGAACGCCGUUCACGAACCUGCUGUCGUUCCUGCCGCCGGCCUCAUCGACCAAUGCCAAGAUGCAGGAGGGCGCGCGCGAGCGGCUGGAUGACGGCACGCUGGGCUACUAUCCGGCCGUGAGCACGUUCCGAGGUGGCGCUGUCGAGGUCAAUUUUGGUCCGCACUUCUGGUAUCCGCCGCCGGAGCUCGAGGCCGCCGCGGCCGACGACGUGAUGAUGGUUGACGUGGGCGGCGGCAGCAGCAGCGAUGAUGUGGCUGACCGCGGCUCCGGACUGCUGGCACCGUCGUCGCUGACUAAGCUGAGACCCGUGGCCGACCGUUACGAAGAGCAGAUUGCCGAGGACAUUGUGUACGAUCUGGUCGACGAGGUCUACUUCUGGGUCCUGGACGGAUGCAAGGCCGAGGCCGGUGGCGGCGAUGCUCCGGCGGGCGACGUGAACGAGGAUAUGUCCAUGGAUGAGGGAAUAUCUGUGUGA
This is a messenger RNA of Grosmannia clavigera kw1407, 1911 nucleotides long. RefSeq names its product histone-lysine n-methyltransferase. The record is from RefSeq and is a predicted model, not a curated record. NCBI's taxonomy places the organism in Eukaryota, Fungi, Ascomycota, Sordariomycetes, Ophiostomatales, Ophiostomataceae. The transcript has 3 exons. Bases 1 to 1911 code for a protein of 636 amino acids. Gene Ontology annotation, molecular function: transcription cis-regulatory region binding; protein binding. Gene Ontology annotation, cellular component: Set1C/COMPASS complex.